Molecule: messenger RNA, 34986 nt
Organism: Spirometra erinaceieuropaei
Lineage: Eukaryota; Metazoa; Platyhelminthes; Cestoda; Diphyllobothriidea; Diphyllobothriidae
Source: the annotation of a GenBank genome assembly
AUGGAGACGGUUCAGUUCACUGAGGGUAUGGUUCUGACGGAGUUGCUGAGGCUAAGGGAAUCAAAAUCACCAGGUUCCGAUGAGAUUCCGGCGAAGAUUUUGAAGGAACUCGCCUGUGAGUCGGCUAAACCACUCCAUGCUGUUCCAUACAUCCUUCGAGACCUGAUAUCUGCCACCCGACUGGAAGUCGGCGUGGAUUACGCCGCUGUACGAGGGCGGAAGUCGGGCCUCUGCGAACAAUUACAGACCUGUCAGCCUCACCUCCCUUUGCUGCAAAAUUAUGGGGAAAAUAAUAAAGCAACAAUUAAUGCAGUUCCUUAAGCAAAACCGUCUGCCUUUUAAUUCCCAGCAUGGAUUCCGCAAAAGCAGAUCCUGUGUGACAAACUUGCUUUACUGUCUGGAACACUGGACUCGGGCUGUUGAUAGAGGAGAUAUGGUGCAUGCCAUCUAUAUCGACUUUAAAAAGACCUUCGACAGUGUGCCUCACCACCGCCUUCUAUACAAACUCAGCCGUAUAGGAGUGUGAGGUAAGCUUCUGAUGUGGAUUCGAAGCUUUUUACUCGGCCGCCCUCAAGCCGUCUACGUCAGUGACUAGCAAUCCGCCGAGGUUGCCGUUAGGAGUGGUGUUCUCCAAGGCUCUGUUCUUGGCCCUACACUGUUCCUCGUAUACGUCGACGACUGCGGAAACGAACUGGAGUGCGAUGUCGCAAUGUUUGCCGAGGAAAUAAAGAUCUGGAGUACCAUACGAAGCGAAGUUGACGAGGCGCGACUGCAGACAAAUCUGGACCACCUCGAGCAAUGGUCAAAAGACUGGCUUCUACCGUUCACUGUAAACAAGUGUAACUUCCUACGCGUCGGCGUAACCAGUUCUCCUAACCACACGGUAUACCGCCUGACUGGCAAACCACUGCAAGAUGUCGACGCCCAUAAGGACUUGGGUGUAUGGAUCACAACCUCGCUUAAGCCUUCGCUGCAAUGCUCAAACGUAGCCAAGUCGGCGAUAUCCAUUCUAUACCUCGUUAAACGGCCUUUGUUUACCUCAUGUGCGGCUACAUAACCACAUAUGACACUGAAGUUUGGAGAAGGUUGGUGCAUUAGCCAGGAGAUAGACGAUAUCAGGCUUGAUUCGGCAUGCCAUCAUCUUGACGGAGACGAGUCACGGUCGCGAUGCUGAAAAUGACGAAACCUUAACCUGAACGUACUCCAUAAAUAAUAUUGUUAGUCAGGACCCCUAACUUGCACCCUUAUGCUAAAUAGCAGCACACAUCAGCGACUCACUGUUAGAGCCUGAUCCUCGCAUCAUUGCCCUAUUUACUGGGGUGAGUAGUGCGCGCAGCUAGUAUAUGAUUGCCAAUCUCGUAGUUCGAACUAACUGACAUGGAUAUGGAAAUGAAAAGGAGUGCUAUGUCCACAGUGGCUCGUGUUUGGAGAACACAGCACAUGUGUACUGUCAACGUCUUGGGUUCUACCGGAUGCAUGUAACCGAAUCUGGAAAGGGAUAGUCACGGAAGAGAAAAAACUGGCAAUUUAAUGACGUGUUGCAGUGUACUAAAUACGACCCUAAAAUCGCCCUUAAACACGAUGAACAAUGGGAAUUCCUAGGCCAGUUUGCCUAGCUUCGAUUUUUCGGCUUUACGCCUUGAAGAUUUCAACUGCUACCAAACGCAAUAUGCAAGCCCCUACACUUUUCUCCUCCUCGCCAACUUAUUUAACUUCAUUGAACUCUGUGUUUAUGCAGUUGCAUUUGCGAGUGCCUUCGUUGGGAUAUUUUAUCGAUUUUAAUUUUGAACCGUUCUCAUUGCUCAUUUACAGGCUGGCAGAACUGGGCAGUUGGCGUGGGAAGAUUGACAGUAGAAAGGUAACUGACAUUUUCUGACUCGUUCUUAAAUGACCGGAAUAAUUUAAGCUAAAGUUUCUUUCUUAGGCUUCAUCUUGUCUGACAUCCGCUUUCGACUGAUCGGUAAAGGCAAGUGAACUGCCCGAACUAACUUAUGGCGGGUUUAACGAGAUAUGCUCUCAUUUGCUUGCUCUUCGCUUCGAUUGGUAGGCAUUCCUGGGACUUAAAAUACAUGUGAUAUAUUACAUUUAAGUCCAUCCAGGACCGCCAAGCCAUGGAACCAGAACGUCCAGUGACAUAAAAGUCAAAUCACUGCGUCUGAGACCAGAGAAGGAAGUAUAUCUGUCUGACGACGUCAUUUUCUACUGCGAAGUUGCCUUCAAAAGUUCGAAUGGUUUUCGCUGGACGCCAUCCUGUCCCCUGAUUGUGCGUUUCUUCAAGAAGGGAAAAGUCUAUAACUAUACCGGCUUUCCGGCCAAGAAUGUCCGACUGAUAUACGUUGAUAAACCAGAAAAGGUAGAAGUUAUUUGCUACGCUGAUGGAAAGCGAACGCCGCCCAAAAUUAUAAAGUACAAAGGUGAGUCAGCUGUGUUACUUGAUCUUCUGACAAGGAGUCAAAACGCCGCCGAGCUUCAGUCUGGUGCCCCAUAAACCCAGCUACCACGUCGGUGAUCUCAUAACCUCCUGCCAGAUCAGUCAAGAGGAUGAAAAAAAGGAGGUUGAUUGCCCCUUCUACAUGGAGGUGAUUGAUUCCAUCACAAAGGAGGUCAUUUGGGACACCAGCAGUUUCGUGACGACAGCCGAAAUCCCCUGGAUAAUGCAGGAGGUUCCCUCGGAGCUGCAGGUGACCUGCAGAGGACAAGAAUCCGAUGUGGGACCAAGGCUUGUGAAAGUUAACCGUAAGUGCAUAAAACGAUCUAACUGAUAAUUUAUGGAAGAUAUCUGAGGCCUAAAACACAUAGUGCUUUCUUUGUCUUUCUUCUGGCUUCGUAAGCAUCUUGUCUGACGCCUACCCCAGGAGCAUGAUCUCUUUUUCACAGACAUAGUCAUUUUUGUAUUGUGGCAUAUACUCCAUAUAAGUAGUAUGUGCAUAUGCGCGCCUAUAUUCUCUAAGCAUCAAAGAUCGCUGGACAGGGACACCCUCUACCAUGUCAUCAACAGACGCAUGUCAUAUCAGGCAACGAAGCUCCGUGUUUGAGACGGGCUUGGUCAAUCGAAAGUACAUCUGGUUAGCCCUCCCGGAAUUAUCGGGAAGUGCCUAUUCCCGUGUCAUUGCCCUAACACUGAUCAUAUCGGUAACCCCAACCCUCGUUGAAAUUCAGCGUAUGGACACAUGUGAUACGAGAGCUAGUUACACUCGCGUCCUAUAGAGUUACGACGGGCAACAUAGUAGUGCCUUGACUGCGUGGUCGUGCUUUCAAUUCCAGGUCGUUUGCUAUGCGGACCGGGGGGGUGGGGGGUGGUGCGAUGGCACGCCUAGGUGCGGGCUCGGCCGUGCCAUCUGUCUGCGUCCCCCCUCCCCACCUCCGGUUCUCUUGGAUGCGUCUUAAAACCGGGCCCAGGUGGGGAGAUGGGGAAGAGAGAGUGCGGUAGAUGCUGCGCAAGUCUACUUUCCAGUAGGAGGGAAGGGAGAGUGAGGGCAGUGGCUCAGCGCAUUUUCCUCACUAAAAACAAUCUGACGGGUUUAAGGCUAUCAAGGUGCGCUAAAAGCCGUGCUUUGGAAGGCUGUCAACUGACGGAGUAACUUGUACCUCGCAGUCGGCACAGUGUGUUUUUGUGUGGAGUGGUCUACUGGUGAAUUGAGAGUAGGGCCGCAAUGGCUGCCUCUUUAUAUGGCCUCUAUAUCACUCCCACUCAGUGGGAUCCGAGUCGGUCAGCCCAGUGUUGCGCGUUUGUGUGGAGUGGCUGACUGAUGUUCCAGGAGUCAGGCUGAAAUGACCCCUCCUUAAUGUGGCUUUUAUGGCACUGCGACUCCGUGGGAUCGGAGCUAGGUGUGAUGGCGCACCUAGGUGCGACUUCGGCCGUGCCAGCCCUUCGUUUGUUUUUGGUCAAAAACUUGGUCAUUUGCUAUGUGGACCAGGGGGUGUGAGGAGGAACGCUAAGGUGCGGGCUCGACUGUGCCAUUCACCCGUGCCCUCCCCCGCCACUGGUCUUCUUGACUCUGUCUUGACGUCGGGUCCAGGGGGGGGGGGGAGGAGAGAGUCUGAUCGCACGGUGGACAUCGUCGGAAACGGCGGUCGAACUGCUAUGCCCUCAAGUACCAGCUGUCCGCUGAACCUCACCUCGACCAUGGAAAGAGGUGCUUACUUUCCUUGCUAUCUUCGAAGUGAUCUUAAGCAAGCACAGUACUAACGGGAUUGUUAUAUUACCAGUAUACGCGUUGGAAAGAAGUAAAAGCGAUCGCUGGAACAAAAGCUUUAUUCGCGCAGAUACGGGUAUCUCAUGCACAGGAAGUUGCAGCAUUUACAGUGAGUGACCGAUCGCGUAGAAUGUUAUUUGAAGUUUUGAAGUGCGUUCCAAUUAGGAAUAAUCACUUAGGUAAGGUUGCAAUAUUGAUUAUCGUGCGGUCUAAGUCUUUAAUAUUUCGAACUCGUCAAGUGUUGGCUUUUGAAUGCAUUUCUUUUUGACCUGUAGUAACUGCGCUCGGCAAAAAUGACUACUUAAGUGGCACGAAUUUUUCACAUCGAUAUCCGACGACCUUAGAAAUCUGAAUAUUUAUAUAAAACAUUUAUAAAAAUGUGCUUUGUUUACCCAUUUGGUAGGAAAUCACGUCUUCUUCGUAUUUUAUACUCAGAAAGAAAACAUUUUGAUUUUUGAAAGUUUCUAAUUAUGAGAUUUCAAGGCCGUGCAAUGAGCAUUCAUGCAGCAUCGUACUUGUCCGUUUAUUAAUGAUCUUCUAAAAGGGCAUAGAUUAAUACAUAAUUUUUCUAACACUGAAAAUAUACAUCUUGUAAACUGAAGUCGCUAAACGGCUGAUACGGCUCAAAUGCUUAGGGAAUUAGAAAUUUCUUUCGAGACCAAAAUAUACCGAUUUUCGACUAUAAAUUGUAAAGAUAACGUCAUCUCUUACCGCUUGAAUAAAAGAAAGCAUAUUUUAUGAAUGUUUUCAAUAAAAUACGUUUGAGUGUAAAGAAGCAUCGAAAAUCAAUCUGAAAAGGACAUGCUGCGUUUAUAAAUAGCCAUUUAUUGCCGGGUGUGAUGUUUAAAGGAAGUUGCAUUCAAAAGCCAAACAGACUACGUACUUUACAAUAAAGGCUGUUUUAGUGCGCGGAAUUCUGCGUAUGAGAAAGUUGUCUACGCCUGCGGGGAAGAAAAUAUAAACGGCGUUCUACGAAUAAACUUGCGUUGAUCAGUUAGUGAAAGAAGAUUUUGUGAAACAUCAAUGCAAGUCAUGCAGUAUUCUGGUCCACGGGCGAUAGGUUAUGGGAUGUAUAACAUGGGGGUAUGACUCACAUCAUUCAAUAUUCAGUUUAGCAGAACUGACUACUCAAGUGAUAGUGUCAGUAACGAAAUUAAUAGUAGCAGUGGUAGGAAGAGUAGUAGAAACGGCAGUAUAAGUAUUAAUAGAAACGCUAGUAGUAGUAGUAGUGGUGGUAGUAGUAGUAGUAGUAGGAACUAUCGCUCAAUUAUUUCGCGCUCGUGCGUGUUCUCUGAUGUUUUAUCAUUCAAUUUGACUAUCACCAAGGCGUCUGGCAAAGGAAUCGUUUCCUGUAGUGGCUUCCCGAAACGGAUCGUCCAAAAUCCAGUUGACGUAGCAAUUUAAGAAUACAGUACUAGGGAUAGUGGUAUCAGUAGCAAUAGGAGUAAUACUAGUUGAGCAGUUUUCAGCCCACCGAUGCGAUAUCGUAAGCAUCCAAUUCAAUUUCAAAUCAUGCUGACAUACCUGCAUCGAAAGCCUCAUGAAAACGCGUUGCAAACGAAUUAGAGCAAGACCUAUCCGAAAUAGAUACCACAAUUAAACAACCACGAUUUUGGGCGAUAAGGCGACAGGAAACCUGUCUCUCUCCAGCGGAUUUUGUAAUCAAUAUCUACUUCCGAAAUAGUAGUGCCCUUUUCUAGACCAUUUUGGCCUCGGAGAGAUGUCGAAAAAUUUAGAGUUACUGGGCAAAUCUUUCCGAUGACAGCUCAGUUUAUCGCCAUGCAAGGUGGAAAACACACAACCAGUUUUGCGGCCAGCCGAAUUUGCGAAUUUUCCUUUUCUAUGUGAGGGUUAAGGCAGCGGUCAAAAAUUGUAAAGUCUGCAGAUGACAAGCAAGUCAGGAGUGAAUACUCAAAUCCCUGUGAGUAAAGUCCUCGAUUAAGAGAAAGGCUUUCAGGAGUUCAUAGCAGCUGGUCAUGCUACGAGUUGUUGGCAGGUGUACUCCGCUGCAUGCUUAUAGUGAGAUGAACCCUGCAGCCAUGAGAACUCAAUGUCCCGAAGUGAACUUCCCUCUCAUCCUCCCUCUCCAGGCACGGAUAUUCUUCUAGCCAAACCGCCCAGCCUGUCUGUUGUCAACGAUGGUGAUGCAGCCAAGUGUAUUGGGGCGAUUUUCAAGCAAGUGACGAACAUUACCUGGGUGUACAUCUCGGGUGAGCGACAAAAGGUGGUUGGCAGGAAGAUGUACAUUCGAGCCGGAAAACUGCCUGAAACGGUCAAGACACCAAGGACUACCACAUACGCCUGCGUGGGCUAUGUCGGUAAAAGACUGGUGUCCAUAACGGUGAAAUACAAAAUCGCCUGUAAGUUGUCCACUUUCAUACUGCCAUACUAGACGGGUUUCUGGUUCCCUAGAUUUCUGCUUUGGAGCCUUAAAAUUCUAACAGGAAGCAGUGAAGUCCUCUCAACCUCUGGCUACUCAGUAUGAAGUAGAUGUGCAGCCUCGAUAUUGUCCUUUGUGUGCUGGCGUACUUUGACGGAUUGCGAUCAAGGUAGCACACCAAGCAUGCCGAUAUGUGGUCACGCUUCGUUACGACCCUUUCAUGUCAUCAGUGUUCGACUUUCAGCUGAUUGGGUGACAAGAUGCGCGCUGCUCAUAGCUCAGUUCCUCCAAGAUGACUUAUCACGUCCCCCGGUUGUGCCAUCACCCCCUCAGGUCUUUUCUCUGCCUUCUCGGGCUUCCCAGUAUUUCUGUACCCAGCCAAGGGACUUCCUGAAAGGGUCGGACCCCGGCACGUUAUGCCGUGUGUGACAGCUACUGACUCUGACUUGUUCUGUCUUUACUUAGCCAAUCAUGACCCUGAUCACACCUUGGCACCAGAAUAAUAACUGCAAAUUCUCACCGGCCGGAUGAUCUGAGAUGUAAUCUAUCAGCUGGACCGUACGCACGUUGUCGAAAGGAAAUUCAUCAGUGUGCCGCCCCUUGGAGGUAUCUACGGAUCUGCCACAGGGAAGCGUCAGCUACGUUGAUAGGUUAUUAGUGUGACCAGGGGACCAAUGGCAAAUCGAUAGGCUAGGUUACUGAGCCAAUGUUCGAAGACUGCACAUUGCGCCAUUGAUAUAAGAUCCAAUCAGAGGGGAAUAGGGGUGCCGAGAACCAAUGAAAUUUUUUGCGCUCUAUUCUGAUAAAAAGGACAUUUUUAAAUGAUAAUUUCAGCCUUGCUCAGUCUAAAAAUUUAUCCCCAACUCGAAAUGUACGCGGUCGAUCAAAGAGUUGGCUGUGAAUACCGGUCAAAGCUUCGGGAAUCAGAUUCCACUGAUUACGAACUCAUCCAUGGAGUUGUAGCCUGUGUACGCCUGGUGUACACGGACGGCAGACCGACGGAAGAGCGAUGUGAGAAGCUAAUGACAACAAUACCAGGGGCGCAUUCCACUCUCCGUGACUUCUUCCUCACCUGCAGCAUGAACAACCUCGAGAGCCCACCAAUACCUCUUCGAGUCAUGUGUAAGUUGAGAAAAGUCACCCUAUACGCCUCCACGUUCAGACACCCAUAAGGUGAAAUGAGAGGUGCAUGCUUGUGCUACUCCUUACUCAGGGUGCAUACGAGGGUAUUUUCUAGUAAAUAAGACGGUCGGGGACUUAUGUGGCGGCAAACUUAUCAUCAUCAUCAUCAUCAUCAUCAUCAUCAUCAUCAUCAUCAUCAUCAUCAUCAUCAUCAUCAUCAUCAUCAUCAUCAUCAUCAUCAUCAUCAUCAUCAUCAUCAUCAUCAUCACUGCUGAUUUCCAGACGACAUCCUAGUCUUUGUAGGCAUGCUCAGUGAGCCACUGUCGACUGCGAUGUGGCAUUUCUGGCUGUCAUGUAAUAAGUACUUGCUGAGGACUUUGCAAAGAAUAGAUGCCGGAGGGCCUCGGAAAGACUAUAUUUAAAUUCAUAACUCGUGGCGUCACUUAUUCCUAUGUACAGCUCACCAUAAAACCUUCUUUCAUUCUCAGUAUGUUCGGGAAAUUUAAAUUCCACCAUGCCGACACAGGCCAAAGGUCCAAUUCCAGGAGGCAUUUGGAGAGAAGGAUGGACGAUCGGUGAAGUAAGGAUUUUAUUCGCCAGACGCCUCAUUGCCAGGGACAACAAACACACAGGAGUCAUGGAUACAAUUGCUGAGACACCCCAUAUCUGCGCACGUCCGAGUCGUCACUGGCCGGAACCACAUUGACGGUUUUUUGUCGGCGUGAUAAAAACUACAGAGGUUAGCUAUUGGGUGCUCUCAUUGGAGGUAGUGGUCGUCUAAACACGGCAAAUUUGUCUGCCCAGAAACAUUUCCGGGUGCUGAAUAUGGAGGAGGGAGGUCAUUGUAAUACGACAACCCUGUCCUCCAUUGUUCAGGUCAUAAAAAUCCUCGCGACAGACCAGGACAUCAAAGAACGCCGGUUGGUCGUUUUUGUGGAAGUAAUUCUACGCUAUUUAGGCAACAGCUCAAUCCCUCACAAGCUUUUUACAGUCAACUACUCGUUCAGCUCUUUUGGUCUAUCGUAUCAAUCAAAAGAUGCUCUAAAUUACGUUCUGGCAAAGUGGUUAUUUCGACGUCUUGACUUUCUGACAGCCAAUCCAGAUAUCACGGUCUGUUCUUCAACACAAAUCUGGAAGAAACUUGAAGAAGUACUGAUAAAAGUCUACUACAUCGAGCAAAAACACAUUGCUCUGAUGAUAAGAGGUAGCAAGUUGAACUAAAUUAUCUGUUUGAACUACUUUCCCAGAACGGCUACCCCAGAUGUUUCGUACGUCGAUGCAUGAGACAACAGGAGAUAAAAACAAAUGAACUAGAUAGUUCCAAUCAAGAACCCAGAUUAAAUACUUGGCGAAUCCUUCCUUACAUAAGGUAUGCAUCUGAACAUGUUGAAGGACACUUGAGGAAACACCAAAUGAAAGUGACGCACAAGCCGACGACUACUUUUCGCACACAGCUUGGAAGACCUGAGGGUAGGGUUGACUAUCUUGAUAAGAAAGAGGUCGUCUAUAAAUCACAUGCGGUGCCUGUGGUGCUGUAUAUUGUAACUAACCGGGAAAGUCUGCCUCUACAUGCAUCCACGAACAUAAACUAGCAGUUAAGAGGCGAGACCACCUUUCGCAGAUGGCCAUGCACAUCUUUGGUACUGGGCACACCUUAGCAUGAAACAAAACUCGCAUCGUCGGGGUUUACCCCUCAAAAGCCCUGCACUCUGAUGAACCAUGAAUCAGCCAGCACAUUGAGUUAGAUGUCAUGUGCAGAAAUCUCAGGGGAAAGUGGAAUAGACGGGAACCAAGUUAUGCGGAAUGACGCUACGGAGGCCGCUUACUGGCGCAAACACCAAAUGAAUAUUAAUUUUGCGGUCCGUCUGAUAGUUUAUUGUUUCUUGCACAUUUACUAAAGUCUGGCGACAGCAUCGAAAGUUCACACAAUAAGGCUCUUAAUUUUUUUCAAAGAACGUGUUUGUCUACAAACCAUAUUCCUUGGGAUGCCUGCCUUCCAAUUCAUAUAUAUAUACAUAUAUAUAUUCAACCAGGAAAGGGCGCACACCGAUCUAUUGGCUUCACAAAGCAAACAAGCUCAGUAUGUGUGGCAAAGGUCACGAACAGGCAACCAAUUACCAGGCCGACGUCGGCCAAGUCAUAAUAGCAGCGAGGAGGGACGACAGAGAAUGCGGGUAGAUUGAUACAGUACUGUUUCGGGCCUAUUGUGCCUUCAUUCAGCCAAUCAUAACCCUGACCACCAGCAGCUGGAAGGUAGGCAUCCCAAGAAAUAUAAGUUGAAGGCAAAGGCGUUCUUUGGGAAAAGGGCACUUUAUUGCGUGAAUUUUCGACGCUGGUUCCCCAGGUCGUCGUCAGACACAGACUGAGAGUAAAUGUGCUGGCAACUGUUAACAUCUGGCAGUGCACACAAAAAAUCGAUAGUCGUUCGCGUUUGCGCCCGUGAGCGGCAGCUAUUUCCAUCAAUCCGUCCCGAUUGGUUCUCGUCUCUUCCAUUUCUCCUUGAGACUUUUGUACGCAGCGUCCAACUCGAUAUGACGGUUGAUGCAUGAUUCAUCCGAGUGCAUGGCAUCAAGGAACUUUCGGCCAUUCUUGAAGGGACAGGCACCGACAAUCCGUGUUCUGUCCCAAGCAAAAGUAUGCCCCGUGUCCAGGGUAUGCAUGGCUACUUGAGACAGGUGGUCUCGUGAAAGGUGGUGUUCGUGAAUGCGUGUACAGGUGGAUUUUCCUGUUUGGCCACAAUAAACUGCAUCACAGGCCUCAAAUGGGAUCUUGUAGACGACUUCCUUUCUAUCCAAAUAGCCGACAUUAUCCUUAGGGUGUACUAUCUGAGUACAUAGUUUAGUCGUUCGUCUGUGUGCCACCAGAAUUUGGUGCCUCUUUAGGUGCCUUUCCAUGAGUUCAGACACGUUUUUGAUGUAAGGGGGGGGGUUGGCCUUGACUUUGGCUUGGGCGCUUGACUGGAAGUUCUUUGUUCCCUUUCCUUUGACACUUUCUGUCUCAUGCAUCAGCGCACAAAAUCCUUGGAGUAGCCAUGUAUAUAUAUAUAUAUAUAUAUAUAUAUAUAUAUAUAUAUAUGAAAUGGUACCGACAAAGACAAGGGAGACCGGAAUGGCCAGUUCUGGCUUAUUAGCCGUCAUCAGCCAGUCAUACCCAACCCCAAGUGUGGAUCACUUGAGAUUCGAACCCGGGAUCUUUGGUCAUGGAGUUUGACGCUCUACCAUUGAGCCACGGGCCCGCUGUCCUGUCGGUUGUGAUCGGGAAUAUUAAUUAUGAUAGUGGGCACUCACCGAUCAGGUUACGGAACAUGCUCGUUCCGUUGUGCCUUGGGGCUCAUACUAGAACCCUCGCAGGCAGUCGCACAGCGACUAGUAGUAGAUAUAGAUGAGAUGGUACCGACAAAGACAAGGGAGACCGGAAUGGCCAUUUCUGGCUUAUUAGCCGUCAUCAGCCAGUCAUACCCAACCCCAAGUGUGGAUCACUCAAUAUUAAUUAAUUAAUAUUCCCGAUCACAACCGACAGGACAACGGGCUCGUGGCUCAAUGGUAGAGCGUCAAACUCCAUGACCAAAGAGCCCGGGUUCGAAUCUCAAGUGAUCCACACUUGGGGUUGGGUAUGACUGGCUGAUGACGGCUAAUAAGCCAGAACUGGCCAUUCCGGUCUCCCUUGUCUUUGUCGGCCCCAUCUCAUAUAUAUAUAUUCCUUCUAAUCGACCGGAUUUUUUGAACUUCUGUCGUUGCCGAAGUCUGAACUUACUUGUACUUGCUUGUACUUGAUACGGAUGCGAUCAUGCCUGAUCUAGCCGGCCUCGAUGAUAUCCCGAACUGUACCUUCCCACGCUUGACGAUCCGCGGCAACAGGUCUGGACAGCUCAAUCUAUUCCCUCGCCAACAACGGAGACCGAAUAUCGAAGGUCCAAGAACCAUCUCCAUGUCUUGGUGAUCUGUGUCGAACCAGGUUUUGAGUUGACCCCCUCUUCGACGCCUCCACUGGGGUAACGGUGCCGGAUCGAGGGCAGUAUCACUAAGCUCCUGAGGUGGACGACAAAGAAAAUGCCCAAAUCACCUCAGUCGCCCUUCUUGGAUGGUCCGGGUUUUCCUUACGAUGUUGUCGCAGCGACCGCAGACUGUGUUAUUUGAGACGAAGUCGGUGAACUUCAUUCGAAUGAUGGUCCUCAAGCAGUGAUGGUCGAAUACCUCCAGUUUUCGGUCGUCCUCCACGCGCACAGCCCAGCAUUCACAACCGUAGAGAAGGACAGACCGGACAGAUGUACGGUACACGCGAAUCUUAGUGACGAUGGAGAGGUCACGUCGCUCCAUAGGCAUUUCCGAAGGCUUAAGGAAACCCGUCGGGCAGCAUCGAUUCGGGAGACAAUGUCGCCCCUACUCUGUCCAUUAGGCAGCAGCCUCGCCCCGAGGUAUUUAAAACUGUCUACUUCUUCAAGUUGACAGCCAUCGAUCGCGAAAGGUGCCUUCUCCUGGUCAGAGAUGCAGCUUGAAAACACUUUGGUCUUCCCAUCGUUUAUGGAUAAACUGACUGAUUUAGCGACCUCGUUCACCCGUGACACCAUAAACUGCAGAUCACCAAAACUUGAAGCAAGUAAGGCGAUAUCAUCGGCAUAGUCGAGUUCAGUCAGCCGAUGUCCGGAUACAAAAGCAACGCCGUCACUGUCGCGUAGGGCCUUCCCGAGGAUCCAGUCAAUAGCGUAAUUGAACAGUAUGGGUGACAGGAUACAACCCUGUCGAACGCCAGACCGAAUACCGAACGGUUGGGAAAGAUUGUUGCGGACCAGGACUCUGGCAGUAGUGGAGAGAUAAUAGGUCUUGAUCAUGGCGAUUAUUUUUGUCAGUACACCAUCUAGCGCCAUUAUCCGCCACAAGAACUCAUGGUGAACGGAAUCGAACGCGGCGGCAAAGUCAAUGAAACAGACGGCCGUCGGUUGUUGGCAGCUAUGGCGAAAUUCGAGAAUGCGCCUCAGUGUAAAUAUCUAGUCUACGCAUCCACGUCCAGCACGAAAUCCGGCUUGGUUGGGCCUCGUCCUUGAGUCACGCACAGCCUGGAAUCGCCUGAGUAGGAUAGUAGCGAAGAUCUUCGCAGCAACGUCGAUGAGAUUUAUGCCGCGUUGGUUCUGGCAUCUCGACUUAUCUCCCUUCUUGAGGAUAGGUACAAGGAUGCCUAGGCCCCAGUCAUCAGGAACAACCUCGUCUCUCCACGCUCGUUCAAUCACCUCAUGGAGCCAGGGCGUCAGAGUGUCGACACAAGACUUGAAGAUUUCAGCGGGUAUACCGUCCUCUCGGGGUGUCUUAUUGUUGAGCAACUUUCGUAUGGCAUCGGCGACUUCUCCUUCAGAGGGGGGGGGGUCGCACGACACUGCAUAGGUAGGAGAGAGAAGAAAUUCUGCUGAAGAGGAGAGCAAGGGCGAGGUAGGCUGGGUAUCGAAGUUGAAAUGGUGCUCAAAGUGCUCAUGCCAGCGCUCGACUUUGGCCGAGUUGCCAGCAAUAAAGCCGCCGUUCACGUCGCGAACUUAGUCUCUCAGUGUAGAGGGCUUACCGCUAACUUGGCGGAUCAGACGCUAGAACUUUCGAGUGUCACCAACGUUCGAGGCCUGUUCCAUGGAGGUCGCCAUUUCAGCCCAAUAUUGCUUCCGGGCAUCCCUGGCCGAUUGUGCCGUCAUCUUCCUAAGUUGGCGGAAGUAUUCAUCGUUGCGGGACCUAGCUCUAGCCGUCUGAGCAGAAAACUACAGGGUUCUUCCGCUGAUACAGUCACUGCGGCGUCGCUGGGUGUAUCCAAGGAUUUUCUCAGCAGCCCCAUAGACUGAAGUCUUCAGUGACGACCACAGGUUAAUGACUUCUCCGUCGGCUCGGAUCGUAAAACAGGUCCGGAUUUCUCUGCUUAGGGCCUCGGCAGUGCUGGCUUGCCGAGUUUUUGCGACAUCGAAGCGUCUAGGACGUGGCAUUUUUGGCGCGGAUGAGAGAUGAAUUUUCAAGCGUGUACGGACGGGGACAUGGUCCGACCCAUGCCAGUCUCGGCACCACGCAUCGAUCUGCUAUCGUGAAUCCAGCUGCAGAACCUUGAGCUGACUAGUAUGUAGUCAAUCUGACUAGUCGUAUGACCGUCGUUUGAAUACCAGGUCAGCAGAUGUUUUUUGCGAUGCUGGAAACAUAUGUUAGUGACAAGCAGUCGGUUUCGAUCAGCGAAGUUCAGCAAUCUCUCACCAUUUUCACAACGGGAGCCAAGUCCAAAGCGACCAAGAAGAUGACUGGUUGUGGGGUCGCCAGGUCCAGUGCGACCAUUCCAAUCACCAGCAACAAUCAGCAGAUCGCGGCGAGGCAGUCUUUCAACUAGCGCUUGCAACUGAGAGUAAAACGCCUCUUCAUCGCGCUGUUCGGCAGCCGAAGGUGGUGCGUACACACAGACGAUUGAGAUGUUCGUGAAGUGACCCUUCAGUCGCACGUAGGCCAUCCGGUCAUUGACUGAUUCCCAAGCAAGUAGCGCGAGGUCCGCUUGUUGCGAUAGGGCGAUCGCCACACCGUGUCGACAAGAAGAAUCGCGCGGGCCGUUGUGGUACAGAGCAAAGUGGGAUUCGACUCCAGGGAUCUUCAUUUCUCUGGAGCCUGAAUCAGGGAGUCGAACUUCAGACAGACAGCAGACAUUCACGUUGUACUGAUAAAGGCAGCGUGCGGUCAGACUUUGGGUACCGGGGUCCAGGAACGUUCGCACAUUCCAACAUCCAAUACCGAGAGGCCGUCCCCGAUUGAGUAGUCUAGCUCGCAUACUAUUCGCCUGCACCACUGGACCAGGGUCACGGAGCGCGUCGGUUCUCGCGGACGCCGUAGCAUGUGUCAUGAUACUGUGAUCUGACAUAUUUCAUGUGGUUUCUUGGGAAUUUCGAAUACGAGUGGGUCCCCAACAGCCGCUCGGAUUGUUUGUUCGAGGUCGUCUCCUCUGGCGCUUUGGCUUGAAAGCCUAACCACAAGGCAGCGGUGGCAAGUAAACUUAUUUAAUGGCGGUUUACGGUCGCCACGUCAUAAUGCCGUCAUUGGGUUUUGCGGAUUUUUAUAAGGCUUUCAGAGUGCCAGACCUCAGCCCACCACACCCUGGUAGCAAUGUCACUGCUGGUCCGCGACUGCUUAUUCGUCAGAUCUGGGUCUGCAUAUUUUUCAGCUGACCUUCACUGAAGGUCGUCCCACUAUUCGCCACCUGUGGACGCGCCGGGUAGCCAGCAGCUAGGCUAACGGGCAACCCGUCUUCCCAGAAGGCUGAACGUGAUGAAAAAUCACCCCUCCCCCUUGUCGAACUAUUUUCGUGUCGCUAUUCUGGCUGGUUGAUGAUGAUAGGAAUUGCCCGGCCGCCCCGGAGUGUGACAACAGAACAGUGGUUAAAAGGGGGGAGGGGAGGGGGGGUGCGGGAUUAGCAGAUCUACACUUGUGUCAGCUUGUGAUGCACACAGUUUUGUGGGCUUUAAUCCAUCAGGAGUGGGAGAGGUAAGCUGCAACUGCCGUAUUUAGACAAACCCGAGGAUUAUUUGUGCGAUUCAGUGAUUGGGAGUGAACAUCUGAUUUUCAUGGGCAUAAAACCUGAUUUUCUGUUCAAACCGGGAUUUGUUUGAAACGUUCCUUGUUUAUAUUAAUGUUAUUUCAUUGCAAAAAGCGCAAAAGUAGGGGGUUUUAGCCUGCGAUAUGUAAUUGCAAAUCAGACUAGUUGGACAUUAGAAAACGUUCAUAUUCGUUCCAAAUUGGCCAGUUUCCUUCCCAUAAAGCAAAUUUUAAAGGAAUUCUUCUUUAGCAAAAGACCCUCUGCGCCUCAACUCAAUUCAACAAGCAAAAUCAACAAGGCAAUAUCUCGCUAACAACAUCUUCUCUGUCAUCUUAACUGCCUCCCGUAACAGAUGACCUUCCGACUCGCCUCCUGCCCGACCAAACCACCUACGCACCCGGAGAACAUAUUGUGUGUGAUGCCAAGCAGUACGAUGAUUUUUUCACGCCGCUGUACAUUGCAAAAGUUACAGUGGGGUCUGAAUUCCACAUGUAUGAGUCAACAUUACACAUCUCCGAGGUUCUUCGCCGAUUUCCUGCCAUUUGGUACAACAUGACGGAUUCAAUGCCGACUGAUGAAUUUCGACCGGAUCUGCAAGUAUUCAUUGCAUUCUGCGAAACAAGCGGCACCUUCACUCACCCCCGUUACAUCACCCGAGGCAGUAAGUUGUUUCAUGGGAAAAAAUGUGCCCUGUGAUAAUAUUGGCUGUCUUGCCAUACUACCAGCACGGGUACCUGCUAGUAUUGGUGUUGGAAGCCCAGAAAAUCGGUCAAUAUUUCUAAUACUGCCGCCUGUCCGGUGACAGAUUGUGAAUAUUAUGCGGUAAUUCCCUUGAGACUCAAAGGCUCGGCACAUCGUAUGCAGACCAAAGGUGACGAAGUAUGCAUCACAGAAUUCCACGACCUCUUAUUCAGCUGAAUACGGUCAUUGUGCACUUAAAGGACCAGAUAAACUGUCCAAUUAGAGAGCGACACAGAGGACUGUUGGUCUGAUAUGAGGUGCGUAUGGCGAGGGAGCGGAGGAGGGUAAGUUCUCUGAGCAAACGAAUUCAGAUUAGAGGGAAAACCUGUCGGUUGUGAUUAAAACUACAACGCGCAGGACAGCGGUCGGUAAUGCUGGGGGGGGGGAGCGAGAGGACAGGUAUGUGAAUAGGGUUUCGUCCAUUAUCAAGCCUUACCAUAGCAGUGCGAGGUUGCUCACGUGAUCCUCUGUAUUGUAGCGGCUUCUGCAAGGUGCAGUAGGCGCCCGAUCGUCGCCGAAGAAUUUACUGCAGAAAGUUCAAUUUUGAUGCACAGUAGAGCUGAGUUGAAGGCCGAAAGCCUCGGUCCACACGGAUGCAAAUGCUAAUUUCGUUAAAAAGAUAAGGGAAGCCCAGACUUCAAGGUGAAAAGCGUCCACUUAAGACAGUAUCACAGAGGGAGCGAGUGAAAACGAUGCUGUGCAGGUCGGAGUUUGUGGGGUAGGGGGGGGGGGAGUAGGGAAGUAUAUCAUCAGGAAUCAGAGAAACUGGCACUAAGUCCCAACCAAGGACAGUCCGGCCCCUCCUCCAUUCUUCCUGAUUAUUCUUGUUGAUUCUGGACAUAUCUCAAUGAGUGGGUAAUGAGUACACACAAGCGGGACCUGAAUGUCGUUCAGGAAUGCAAGUUGUAGAGCCUUCAAAUCAGGCGCUUUUAAUCAGCUGGUCCUUGGAGUUCUUUGGUCUUGUAUUUGUGCAAAAACUACCUACCCCUGCGCAUCGGAGGUCUUGGAAUGAGUCUGUCGACGGAAUCAUGCAUAUGUAAUUGAGUUCGGGUAUGCCUAUUAACCAUCAUCCCCAUAGCUAUAGCAAGGUGUAUAUUUAUACGGAAUGCAGAUGGGUUCAGAUGUGUCAGAGGAGUCAACAGCGUUCGAUUUCGGGGGUGCCCAUUGCGUGGUUUUAGAGCAAAGUGCCUAUUUCGAUCACCAAAAGUCCAAAUUAUAUGGGUUUAUUAGCCCAACUAGUUGCUGGUUUUUCGGCGGGUUGAAGAAUGAGGCAACAGCGACAGAGUUACAGUGAGUGACCUAUCUCAUGAAAUGUUAGCUUAAAUUCUGAAAUGCAUUUUCGAUUUGGAAGGAUUACUUGGUCGCGGUUGUAAUACUGACUAUCUUGCGGCAUACUCUUAUAACAUUUCGGACUGGAUAGGAUGUCGUCUUUUAAAUGCACUUCUUUUCAAUCUCCUGUAGAAGGCGUACUUCGUAAAAAAUGACUACUUAAGUAGCAUGCAUUUUUCCCAUUGAUUUUCGAUGGUCUUGCAAAUUCAAAGAUAUUUUAUAGAAACCAUAAAUAACAAUAUGCUUUCUUUUAGUCAAUCAAUAGAGAAUCACGUCUUCUUUAUAUUUUAUACUUAAGAAAGGAGUAUAAUUAGGUUUCAAAAAAGUUUUCCAAUUGCCGAAUAAUUUGGAGGCUGAUCAUUCGUUGCAUUAGCGCUUAGUAAUUUCAGUCUGCAAGGUGCAUAUGUUCCGCGUAAAGAAAAUCACAUAUUUUUCUAUGCCAUUAAAGAGAUAUCAUAUAGAGUCCAUAAAAUGUUGCAAUGGAUGCGGACCAUGUUGUUCAUUUCAUGAGAAGCAGUGGUAAACGGCCAGGUAUGAUGCUAUGUGAAUUGACAUUUCGCGAUCUUAAAAAGUCCCAUAGUUAGAAACGUUUUUAUAACCUAAUUAUACUCCUUUCUUAAGUAUGAAAUAUGAACAAGACAUGAUUCUCUAUUGAUUGACUAAAGGAAAGCAUAUUGUUAUUUAUGGAUUCUAUAAAAUAUCUUUGAAUUUGCAAGACCAUCGAAAAUCAAUGGGAAAAAUGCAUGCUACUUAAGUAGUCAUUUUUUAUCGAGCACGCUUUCUACAGGAGAUUAAAAAGAAGUGCAUUUAAAAGCCGACAUCCUGCCAAGUCCGAAAUGUUAUAAGGGUAUGCCACAAGUUAAUCAAUAUUACAACCGCGACCAAGUAAUCCUUCAUAAUCGAAAACGCACUUCAGAAUUUCAGCUUACAUUUCAUGAGUUAGGGUACUCAAUGUAUUAGGGGACUGACAUGCUGAGUGUUCAACGACGAGAUGGCUACCGGGAUCAGUCCUGCUCCAACUGCCUUUCGACUAGGGAGAAUACCUGAAGAGGGCUGCAGAAACGCCCGCGCUAAAUAUUCCCGACAAAGUGCUCUAUUUUAGUAGUACAACUCAGGUUAUGACGUCCGCAGGAAGUGACGCGUCCUGCAACCUCCGUCGAAUGGUGCAGGCGACUAACUUGCCAGUUUAACUAGUCAGUCGGUAGCGUACCAUGAUAUGUGGGGAUGCUGGCAUGCAAGAUCUGAAUGUACAAUCUUCAUUUCUAAAGUAUGAAGUCUUUUGCUUAUCCAAAGUCCGAAUCCCUCACUCAGGACUUGGGCAUAGGCACAUCCUGGAGGUUGGGUCACAUUUUAUUUGUUAUUGCAGUGAUCUACGCGAUCCUUCCUGAGGAUCAGCUGUCCGAUCACCCUCUCAUAAUUAGCGGUGCUUGUACUCCCUGUGUGAGAACUGGUCCUUUACCGACUAGCUAAAUUACUAUUGAAAGGACACUUUAUCAACAAAUCUGAUAGGGGGCGCUCACCUGGGCUCUCUCUCGAGCCCAACCAGCAGCCGCACAGCGGCGCAUGAUAUAGGCAGAAUGAUAUUACGGACAAAGACAAGGGAGGGAGACUGAAAUGGCCAUUUCUGGCUUAUUAACCGUCGUCAGCCAGUCAUGCCCAACCCCCAAGUGUGGCACACCCGAGGCUCGAACUCGCAACCUGUUUUAAAGAAGUCCACGCCCCUAACCACUGAGCCACGUGUCCGUUGACCUUCGUCUUUGUCAUCAACCUGAACUGACGGUCAAUGCAAUGAAGAAAUCUUCUGCUAGAAGUCCAAAGACCUGAUUCAAAGGCUACCUUGCUGUUAUUAGCGGAUUAGUGUCGGAGUCUGGAAUAGUCCGAGACUGUGGCCGACGACACUGCAAACAAGCCCCUUAGUGCGACAACACUAAAAGGAUGUUGACAUUGACUGAUGAGGCGUCUACCGAUUCAGCAUUCAAGCGAUGGCCGGAGACAGGAGAAGCCGCAGGCGGCCGGCAGGGUGAAAAUUCGCACCUAGCUGCGCCAUCACACUCUCUUUUCCACAACAGACACUUGACUAGGACCUUAUACACUAAGAAAAACAGAGGGGUGGCACGAAUCCCAGCUGGCGCGGAGUGAGUCGGCAACUGGGAGUGCCAUCACACCCCAAUGUUGACACCUGUUAUGGGCGUGCAUUCUCGAUAACGCCUGCCAGCUUCUCGUCUAGCCCCUGUGUUGGUCCAGCGUAUCUGCCGCAUUCCCCUUUUACUGGGCAGGAUGAUACCUACUCAACACCUAAAGCCAUAAGGAUGCCCCGGUCUCCACGACCUCCCGAUUAGAAGGAGAAGGUGCUGGAUGUCAGUUAAGAGGAUUCUCCAUUCUGUACAGAAAGGUUGGAGAGCCGAUUGGCGUAAGUUGGCAGCUGCACAGGAACAAGUCCAACCUUGUGAGACCGUCCCUGGCCCCAAGUGAUUGGGCAAUGCGUCACAGCGUCUUGAGCGAGAGCACACCAGAUGAUUGGCCGGUUUGGAGAGACGUGACUGGCCGAGAAUCAGACUGCCAUCGGAAAAAGCGCUGCGUCGCAACAGGCGCCCGGCGUAGGGCCGUUACAUGACCAGCCUUUUGUUUGGAUUUACAGCAAUAUCGCCGCCGCCGCCGCCGCCGCUGCCGCCGCUGCCGCCGCCGCCACCACCACCACCACCACCACCACCACCACCGUCUCACAAAGGGGCUUCAAAUGCCCUGUAUAUUUUGUCGAGGCACCAAAGCCUCGGCUCAUUUUUCUGGCCAAAUCCAUGGUAACACGCUCCCUUUGGGAUGAACAUCAACUGACCGCGAGGAGAAAAUCGACAUAAAUACAGCAAACGCAGAAUAACGGCGUAGUCAGUUUCUGUCAUUUCCUGACUCACACAUCAGUCGAACAAAUAUUCUCAGUGACUUACUAGUGCUCAGCAAAACGAACCUAAGAUCCAUACCCUACUGCCAUCCUUGAUGCAAAAUUCGCCUUCUUUAUAUAAAAAUUAAAUAUCGUUGCACCAUACUGCAGACAUGGAAGCCUAUCGGCAGUAUGGAGCUAAUGAUGAUGCACGACAAUAUUACCUGUUUACUUAGACAGAGAAUGUAGCAUACGCAUCCAAAAAUACGUUAGAAUCGCUGUUGUUACAAAAACGGGGCUUGACACAAGUCGCCACAGGAUGUGGGGCCCAGCUUGGGAUGUUUAAAACUGCUUUAUUGCUCAUGUGAGUGACCUAUUUCGUGAAAUGUUGGCUGAAAUUCUAAAGUGCGUUUUCGAUUAUGAAGGAUUACUUGGUCGCGGUUGUAAUAUUGAUUAACUUGUGGCAUACCCUUAUAACAUUUCAGACUCGGCAGGAUGUCGGAUUUUAAAUGCACUUCUUUUCAAUCUCCUGUAGAAGGCGUACUUCGUAAAAAAUGACUACUUAAGUAGCAUACAUUUUUCCCAUUGAUUUUCGAUGGUCUUGGAAAUUCAAAUAUAUUUUAUAGAAACCAUGAAUAAAAAUAUGCUUUCUUUUAGUCACUCAAUAGAGAAUCACGUCUUCUUUAUAUUUUAUACUUAAGGAAGGAGUAUAAUUAGGUUUCAAAAAAGUUUCUAAUUAUGGGACUUUUUAAGACCGCGAAAUGUCAAUUCACAUAGCAUCGUACCUGGCCGUUUACCACUGCUUCUCAUGAAAUGAACAACAUGGUCCGCAUCCAUUGCAAAAUUUUAUGGACUCUGUAUGAUAUCUCUUUAAUGGCAUAGAAAAAUAUGUGAUUUUCUUUACGCGGAACGCAUGCACCUUGUAGAGUGUAAUCACUAAGCGCUAAUGCAUCGAAUGAUCAGGCUCCAAAUUAUUCGGCAAUUAAAAAACUUUUUUUACACCUGAUUAUACUCCUUUCUUAAGAAUAAAAUAUAAAGAAGACGUGAUUUUCUAUUGAUUGAUUAAAAGAAAGCAUAUUUUUGUUUAUGGUUUCUAUUAAAUAUAUUUGAAUUUCCAAGACCAUCGAAAAUCAAUGGGAAAAAUGUAUGCUACUUAAGUAGUCAUUUUUUACGAAGUACGCCUUCUACAGGAGAUUGAAAAGAAGUGCAUUUAAAAUCCGACAUUUUGCCGAGUCCGAAAUGUUAUAAGAGUAUGUCACAAGAUAAUCAGUAUUACAACCGCGACCAAGUAAUCCUUCCUAAUCGAAAACGCAUUUUAGAAUUUCAGCCAAUCUUUCAUGAGAUCGGUCACCCACUGUACGCAUCCAAAAAUACGUUAGAAUCGCUGUUGUUACAAAAACGGUGCUUGACACAAGUCGCCACAGGAUGAAGGGCCCAGCUUGGGAUGUUUAAAACUGCUUUAUUGCUUAUGUGCAGUUGUAAAGUUGUGAACAUAUGACAGCAUAUGACAGCAGUAGUCUCUGUUGUUUGCAUAUAUCCUAAAAACUCCGAACAUUACAUCAAAAAGGCACUUUGCGAAUUCGCAGAAUUUCCAAAAUGUCUACUGCUUAGUGGAUUUGGUGCAUCCAAAAACACUGAUUGCUGCAUGACAGCAUGGAAAACACUAGCUGACGUUUGUACAAAAGAAUGAGAAAAAACCUUCCAGUAUGGCUAGGAAAGACCCAAAUGAAGGACGUAAGCAACUGUAUCCUCGCGCACAUGAUAGACACAAAUCAUGGUGUUGAUGUGGGACAGGCCUUCUGGGUGAUUUACAAGGUCCCGCCAAGCCAUCCAAAAUCACCUGGACAGCGUCUGUUGGUAGCCGCAGAGGCGGCUACAAUCAGGCUACACAAGCCAGUCCUAUGCGCUUAGAAGAACUUCGUACGGACUCCACGGUUACCAUGGGCCACAGCCACUAAAUCAGCCAUCCGCAUUUAAUUACCCGUCCUAGUGCCCACCAUCCGACUCCCCCCUGAAACGGACGCUAAUUUUGUUUUUCACUACACCCACCCUCUCCCCAAAACCCCAGCUGCAUAAUAGCUUCUAUUUUCCCGCGUUUUCAACUUAAUCAUCCCAAUAGCAACAUAAAUGUACAGGCCUGAAGAGAAGUUGUCGAAAGCAAAUGUAUGCUCGCCAAAUUGUCUCAUGAACAUCAAUCCCCCCCCAAAAAAGUUCAAUAAAAGCACUCUUAUUACUGACGGCAACACACCUGCAGUUAAACGGCCGGCGUAAUGAUUUCUUUUGUUUUUGUCACAAGUGUUUCUCUUACCUGGCUGAGGCUAAACCAACGCAAGGCGAUGGGAUUUCAGCGCUUUUCUGCAUCUGGAGUUAUUUUUUUUCAUUUUUUAGGGCCUGAAGACCUAAGAAUUGAGCAAGUUUUCCCAACGUUUCUGGCCCACCCUGCUCAGGAGUCAUACGCCCUACCGGAAACGACAUACAAGUGUUCAUACAGUAGCUUUGAUGCAGUGCUUGAAUGGAAGUGCCUUAACUGUCAUCCCAGUGAUUACCAAACAGUCGAAUAUGACCUACUCAUACUUCGUCAACCGCCAUUUGAGAAACGAAUUGAGUAUGUGUGUAUAGUAAAAGAAGGCAAAAUCGCUGCCAAUAAUCCGCAGAGGAUACUUCGAAUAAUCCUCGUCCGUGAGUUCUACCAUACCGAGUUAACUGCUCCUGUGAACGAGUAGACUAUGACUUAAGCUGUAUUCCUUCCGGUCUAGCGAACUUCUACAUCACUUCCGGGAGCGGAAGAACGUUUGAGCUUACGGGGACCAUUGUGCACUGUCAAGCGAAGGGCAAAUCCGCUCUUACCAAGUCGAAGUUUUCGAUUGAGUUAGACGCCGUUCUUUACACGUACAACACCACCGAGUCCUCGUGGAAGGUAGUUGGAAGUGGAGAUGAGGCCUACGUACAAGAGGACACCCUGGAGCAGUACGUGGAGUGCAUCUACAGCAAACGACUAAAGACAGGCAAGAAACUCUUUUAUGCCAGUAAGUCACAUAGCACUUUUACAAGCAGUCCUCCUUCUCCUUUGCAGUUGGGCAUCUUUCAUACAGCCUUCGUGUCUACGUUUUUUAAUGAAUACCUGUGGUAGGAGUGACCGAUCUCAUGAAAAAUUAACCGAAAUUCUAAAAUGCGCUUUCGUUUUGAAAAGAUUAACUAAGUAGGGUUGUAAAAUUAAUCAUCGUGCAGCAUACUUCUAUAAUAUGUUUUCGCUAACUCAUCAUCAGACCCAUACAUUUGCAUGGAUAAUGAUCAUUCUAAUUGUAGACAGGAUGUAAAUGCGUCUCAGGGGCAGGGUUAAUCAGACUCCAUGUUCCCACGCCGUAUGCAUGUUGGGGACGGUGGAGUUGGGGUGGGAGGGGGGGAAGGGUUUCCAGUUAGAUUGUAAGCGUUGUAAGUGCGCGUGACUGCUUUCAGGGCGUCUGGACGGCGUACGAUCACCGCCUGGAGUCGGCCAGGGAAGACAGACUGUUUGUGUCAGCUUCUUCUGACAACAGGGUUCUGGGUUCGCUGGUCGAAUGACCACUGCUUUGGCUGUGAAUGGCAUACGUUUGCGUAGGUCUUUAGAGUAGUGUGCCGGUGCCCGGUAGAUAACUUUAAAGGCUUCUUUAGCGUCGACUUGGUGGUUCGUAUCAAUUGGAUGUGCAAGAAUUGAGCUCGCAAUCGGUCGAGUUUCACCUCUACCGAGUCAGACAGGCAUGUGUUCGCGUACUUGCUUUUCCAGACGCCUCGUUGAAGGGCUAAUAUAUCCCGCUCCACAGGAGCAGGUGAAUGAAUAAAUACACAUAGAUGGGGCCUGUAACGGCAGCCGGUCUGCCUUCGCAAGCGGGUGCCAUCCACAGCCGAAACAGUGGUCAUUCGACCAGCGAACCCAGAACCCUGUGGUCAGAAGACGCUGACACAAGCAGUCUGUCUUCCCUGGCCGACUCCAGGCGGUGAUCGUACGCCAUCCCGACGCCCUGAGAGCAGUCACACGCACUCACAGCGCUUACAAUCUAACCGGAAACCCUCUCCUUCCCCCUCUCCCACCCCAACUCCACCGUCCUCAACACGCUGACUCCGUAAUGCCGGUGGCGUGGCAACAUUGAGUCCGAUUAAUUCUGCCCCUGAGACGCAUUUACAUCCUGUCUACAAUUAGAAUGAUCAUUAGUCAUGUAAAUAGAUCGGCCUGAUGAUGAGUUACCGAAAACGUAUGUUCGCCAACUGACCUUUCAAUCGUAAUAUGAGAAUUUUCGCAGAAAUUCUAUGAUAAUUCUGUUACCUCGAGAUGCCGGCUUUCGGACAAUCUUCUUUCCGGUCGCAUGAAAAACCACACUCUGUAAAAAAUAACUACGUUACUAGCAUGAAGUUUUCUCAUUGAUUUUCGGUGCCCUUAAAAAUUCAAUUAUAUUUCAAGGAAAACAUACAUAAAACUAUUCAUUUUUUGCUUAUUCGGUAGAAAGGGACGUCUUCUGUCAAUUUUAUACUCGAAGGAAAGGUAUAAUUAGUUUUUCAAAAACUUUUUCAGUUCCCGAAUAAUUUUGAAUCCGACCUGCCGUUACACUUGUACUCAGGGUUUCCAAACUACAAGCCAUAUAUUUUCCGCGCAUGGAAAACCGAACAUUUCUCCACGGUAUUAAGAGGAGACCGUAUGGGGUUCAUAAAAUUAAGCAGUGGAUUUGAGCCAUAUUGUUACAUUUGCAAGCCACAUUAGCAAAUGCGGAGUCACGAUGUUUUAUGAAUGGGCAUUCCGCGGUAUUAAAGAACCUUUCUACCGAAUGAGCAAAAGAAUGAAUAUUUUACGUAUGGUUGUCAUGAAAUAUAACUGAAUUUUUAAGGGCCUUGGAAAUGAAUGAGAAAAAUUCAUGCUAAUUACGUAGUUAUUUUUUUACAAAGUAUGGUUUUGCAUGCGGUGGGAAUGAAGUUCGUACGAAAGCCGGCAUCUCGAGGUAAGUGAAUUAUUAUAGGAUUAUGUUACACGAUGAUCAAUUUUACAACCCUACUAGUUAAUCUUUUCGAAACGAAAACGCAUUUCGGAAUUUCGGUUAACAUUUCAUGAGUCAGCACAAAUACUGUACAUUUGGUCAAUUUGAAUAGCCCAAAUGUUAGACUGAAAUACCGAUAUGCCGGAACAGUGUUCGUGUAAGGUCAGCAGUUAAGUUCAGUAUAGUGUUAUCAAGGGAAAUGUAGGCGAGCGUCUUUGAAUUCCCUAUUGGUUACAAUAAUAUCGCAGAUAAACAGCUAUACAUAAAGAAAGUUGGGAAUGGGAUUGGUUCAAUAAUUACACGCAACAAGCGUGUAAUUGUCUGGCAAAUGCUAGUGUGUCAAUGGAUGCAUGGUGCGUCAAAACUGUACGGGAGCGAACACUCAAACCUCAGUCGGAAUUCAUUGGAUCACACGCUGUCAUGCGAUGGGGGCCUUUAGCGAAACAGUUAUAAAAUAGCGGUACUGAAACGUAGUAAGUAGUAUGAUUGGUAACGUAUACAUUUACUGGGGAUGAUAGAAGGGGAGACAUUUGCUAGUUCCUGAUGGUGUGGUGGUACAUAUCCCUGCAUUGGUCAAGCUUCCCCUUAAAUGUGUCCACAGAUGGGGAUUAAUUAGACGCUUGUACUCUGUGCCGCACAUGCACAAUGUGACACCAAGUUGCCAGAGAGAGUUAAGGCCUGGGUGUUAUCAGGGAAUCCUUUAGCUUAAACGUCAUGAUGAAUGGGCCAUCUGGACAGUCGCGUAGUCGGGGACAUGUGAGCUUGCGUGGCAGGGGUCGGAGUUAGCAGGACACAGGGGUGAGCUGAGAUUCAAUGUUUCCGUCUCGCACUUUCGCUGGGACAGACUUAUCAGACGGGGACGAAGGAAUCAGUAGUGGGCCCCUGUGGUCCGCCCAGUCGUUGUCAGAGGGCAAUUCCGAACAUUGACUGCUCUCCACCAAAGCCUGGAAGUAAUAACCUCAGUGGACUGUCUCAGACGAAAACCCCGAUUCCCACCUGAAAUCACACCCGCGCGAUGGGUUAAAGUAGGGCUUGGGUUGAUUUGGGGGCUGGGCUAGCGUUAAGGCUGGGGUUAGGGAAGAGAUGCCUUUCGUGUCAUUUAGUGCAAGGUCACAUAAUUUACGGGGAAUAAUUCCUGGCAGAAGCGAAUAAUCCAUUUGACUCAGUUGUGGAAAAAUAGGUGGCCUAAAUGGGAUUCGAGCCCAUGACAGAAAGAAAAAAGGCUUGAGUACAGCCAGCGCUCUAACCACCUGAGCUACUAGGUCCCAUCGAAGCCGUGAAUUUAAUCCCAUUAGUGUCAAGUUACCCACGCAGCCUACGGCAAAUUACGAGAUCCACCAAAUAGGAUACAGUAAACUUACUGCCCAAUCAGGAUUUCUUAAGUAAUCAAUCAAGAAUCCACUAGAUGGCUAUCAUUUUCAAUAAAUUAAUUACGUGACAGUUUGGCGACAUCGGUGGGAUUCAAGCCCAUGACAGCGUGGAAUACUAGACUGUUUGCCCAGGAAAUCCAGUUUUGGAAAUAAGUUUCUUGUCAGUAUGGAAAAUAAUUACACGGUUUUAUACUACUGGCUGCCUGUUGGCGGUUUGUGAAUAUUUGGCUGUUACUCCGCAGUAGAUGAUGGAUUUCAACCGGCUUUUAGACCUUGCCUGAAAAGGUCUGUUCUGAAGAAUUUACUCAAAGUUCGCGCAUUAAUUUCCUCGGAGAUUAAACAAGGCAAUGUAUCAUAUUUAACCGAUCCCAUAAAUUAUGGUGCGUUGGGCGAGUAACUUGACCCAGAUGUGAUUGGCUGUACUCAAGCCUUGUCCUUGAUGUCCUGGGUUCGAAUCCCACACAGACCGCCGAGUUUUUUCACACCUGUGCAGAUGAGCAGAAAGCAGUAAGUCCCUCACAACAAACUAAGUCACUGGUCGACAUGUUCAAUGAGAAUAAGUGCUAAAAGGUUCGGAUCGGUGUGGUGGGAAUCUGUAUGCCACUAAGAACAGGGUACAUUACGAAGAAAUACUGCUCGCGGGAACGUUAUGGCCGCAAAAUAAGACGUGAUACAGGACGAUGGAAAUUCGCCCAGUUGGAAGGGCAUUAACGGGUUUGCUGUGGGAGACCGAGUAGGCAGAAUCUGACCGGGAAGUCGGGCUCCUAUAAGCCUUUCCGUGGGAGAGCAUCCGGGAAGCCUGGCAUCUUUGGAAAUGCUGGCUUGGAAGCCUAGCGCGCAAGUCUGCGUCCAUGCAGCUGUCGUAUGGACUGCCCACAUCCACUCCUUGACUACAGAAGAAAGGCCGCUCGAAUGGACGAAGAACCGACGACAAGCAACCGGUAACUGUCGUAGGAAAUUACUUUGGCGUACGAAUCUGUGGACGGUUGGGUUAAUUGUUUGGUUCCGAAAGCUUAGAUUGGUAGGAUGUGAUUAUGUAGCCGCACCUUAUAAGCAAAACACUGUUGACCGACUUAAUUAUUUUGAGUUGGUAUGAUUACGCUGGCAUUGUGGUGCUGUGCGUUGCGGUGUGCGUUCUGUUGGCGGCCUUGUUCCUUUGUUGUCGUGUCUACAUUUUUGGCCCAAUGCCAAUGGUUCUUCUUCGCCUUUGGCCUGUCGUCUCCUUCUAAGUUUCGCAUUGGCUGCUUCAGGUUUAGGAUUUAGGACUGCGGUUAGGGGGUUAGGGUUGGGAGUUGGGGUUAGGGGGUUAGACCAACUAUUUCACAACCACUCAAAGUACAACCGCGCACUCGCAAUAGCUUUCCUUUUGCAUACAAUUACUUGACCUCGUCACCUGUGCGGCCCCCGACCCCACCUGCAAAAAUCCCUAUUACCACCGGUCACGUAUUAGAAGUGGCUGAGAUUUGUUUACCCCAGGCGCAGCUACAUAACCACAUAUGACCUAGUCAAGUUCUAAAAGCCCUCAACUCACUGACUCAACUCAACUCGCUGACUUUCGCAUUCACCAAGAGUUUUCGCUUGCGGAAAUUGCAAAUGCUUCCGCUGUUUUUUUCCCUUAUGCCUCCUUUUACCGUCGCGGUGACUCACUGUGGUCGGGAGCUUUGUCAUGGUAAUUUUAGAGUUCAAUAGGUUUCAAAUCGGACGGUAUACCACCAUGGAAGACUGAUAUGAUCCGUUUCUGUCCCACCGGCCGUCGUCAGCCAGCCACUCCACAUCCCUGAUUUGGGUGGCCUGGGCUUCGAAUCCGGAUUUUUUCGAUGCCGUUAUGUCCAAGUCUCUGAUCGUUGAGCAUCGAGCCCCCGGUUCUGUCAACUGAAACUCGAUUUUCUGCAGGCGUCGUAGAACGCUACCGGGGAAACUUCAGCAUCGUCAAAUCCGCCGAUCAAGUUUCCGUCAGAACCGUCAGUCACUUUGCGACGCAACCGCCUCACAAAUGUUUCUAUUCUUUCUCAGAAGAGGAGGGGACAGGCGUACGCGAAUGAGCACUUAGGCCCGCUGACGAAUGCCAUUAAGCUUAUAGCGUCUAUGUAGUAGGUGUACUCAGAGCGCCACAAGAAACGUGACCCAGUCCCGUUGUAGAUCAGAAGACACCAGUCGUAGUAGUAGCAGUAGUAGUAGUAGUAGUGGUGGUGGUGGUGGUAGUGGUGGUGACAGUAGUAGUAGUAGUAGUAGUAGUAGUAGUAGUAGUAGUAGUAGUAGUAGUAGUAGUCGUGGAUCACAACCUCGCUUAAGCCUUCGCUGCAAUGUUCAAAGGUAGCCAAGUCGGCGAUGUCUAUUCUAAGCCUCGUUAAACGUAUUACAAGUGGCCGGGGUUUGUUUACCUCAUGUGCGGCUACAUAAACACAUAUGACCCUGAAGUUUGGAGAAGGUUGGUACAUUAGUCAGGAGAUAGACGCUAUCAGGCAUGAUUCUGCAUGCCAUCAUCUUGACGCAGACGACUCCCGGUCGGAAUGCUGAAAAUGACGAAACCUUAACCUGAACGUACUCCAUAAAUAAUAUCGUUAGUCAGGACAGAACCUAUUUAAUUUCCCCCGCACUCACGGAAAGUUAAUUUUUCCCCAGUAAACUUGCGGACUCCUCGGGAUUCAAACCAACACAACCCGAAUGGAAUUAAAUUCACAUCUCCUGGUUGGGGAUCGUGAAUAUUCAUUACAUAUAGUUGUAUAAACGCACUUUCACACCUCUUUACUUGGAAUUCUUUGACUUUUUAGGUAAAAGGGACUCAGCCGAUCGAGGUACGUGCUAUAGUUUCAGUUCGGUUACUUUCUGCUUGCGUUAUAACCCAGCAUUAAGAGGGAAGUGUAUUUAACAACAUGCAAAACGACCUUAUAAGUCUUACGCUUCGGAUUCAUACUUAACGUCCCUGCUUACGAAUGAGGUAGAUGGGCAAAGAAAUACCUAGACAGUGGCCUUGAAAGUGGAGUGCCGACAGUAUGUUUUUUUCAUGAUCGCAAGCCUCUUGGAUUUUAAGCUAUGCACAACUCAUCAACUGGCAAGCACGGCUGUCCAUUGGUGGGUGCAUCCCCAGCCAUUAGCUGCCAUGUGUCGCCAAUCUACGUUAGCGAGGUAGCUCAUCGUUUUCGUGCCCCGAAGAAGUGUCAAACAAUGCGCAAUCCCUCGGUUCAUGCUGAAUUGUGAGAUUUGUUUGGACGUUGAAGAGCCCCGACCAAGACAGCCAGAAGCUCACACCGUCGUCAACCAUUUCGAUGACAUCAGUCUGCCUGGAUUUGGUAGUAUAAACCGGCCGUGUUUGGGGAGCUGCUUACGAAGUGGAUGAUGUGUUCUACACCCAAAGCACUAGUAGAUGGGCUGCUAGAAGUAAAAAGACCAGAUGUAUGAAUCAGUUUGAGAAAAGGUCUGUGAUGUGUGGUCCGCAAACCGAAAAGCUGCCAAACACCCGGACUGAUAUGAGGGAAUUUGUGAACCCGCCCGGUGGAAUUACCCCCCCCCCCGCCCUGCUUCCCUCGAGUAAAGCGUCGAAGAAACGCCACAUUCCGGACAUAACAGUCAUAGAGAAAAGUAAUUGUUAUGUAGUCCGUUAAUUGAAAGGCAGCGAAACACGCGGAUUGAUUUUUAAAGUAUACAGCAACUCGUAAAAUUGUUUGAAACAGUUUUAAUCAUUCCCGAGUCGAAUACACAUAGUGAUUGCAUAGGUCGCGCGAGGUAACCUAUCUAACAGCACAGGUACUAGGUAAAAGCCCAGACAAGUGUUUCACCGAUAUUCUGUCGCUGCAUGACACAGCUGUGAGUCAGUGAGUCCCCCAGUGUCCGCUGCGCGCUUUUCUGGUAUAUAUUUCAGUUUUGAUAUUGCAGCUUUUUAAUCUACCCAGAAGUCAAUCUCUAGCCUGGAGCAGAUCAGUCUAUGUGAGACUUAUAGGACCAGACAAAAAUCUGAUAUGAGCAUUUGUGGUGAAGUCCAUCAGCUACAGCCGAAAAGCCGUGUAGUCUUCAUAAACUGCCAACAGGCAGCCGGUAGUAUAUGCACAGACAGGAUGACAUAUCGUACUUUACAGCGCAGGUGCUAGCUAAAUGCCCAAACACGUGGCGAGCUGAUAUACGCCGCUGUAUGACACAAGUAUGAGGGGUUCGGCUCAUCAGUGUGUCUCCAGCGGCAUUCAUCUGACGGCACCUUCUCCUUGAUGCAAAAUAUCGCCAUUGCUACUGCUGACGCGGUACUGCUGCUUAAUCACGCAAAUAUUCCUAUUGACUUUCAUCCCCAAAAAGGUAGAACCUUCUGCGUCUCGCAACAGCACGUUUGGAUGCGUACGUCCACCCGUUUGCCCUGCGGAGACACGCUUGUGGCACCUCCUCAAGGGCAGGAACUUCACCAUAUUCACCAAUUACAAAGCACACACCAUGCUAGAGGGGCGCCACUAAUCGCGCUACGGAACUCUCUCCCCCUCUUGAACCCCGCCAUUGGCCGCACAGCGGCGCGUAAUAUAGGCAGAAUAGCAACAGCUGGUGCUUGAUCCUGCGGUCUGUGGGUUAGAAGUCCAAAACCCUAACCGAUCACAGCCCAAUGGACAGCGAGCCCGUGGCUCAGUGGUUAGGAGCGUUGAAAUUCUAACCAUUGGGUUGUGGGAUCGAAUCCCAGGUGUUCCAUACCUUGGGGUUGGGGAUGGCUGGCUAACGGCGGCCAAUAAGUCAAAAAUGGCCAUUCCGGUCUCCCCUGUCUGCGUAGGCUCUAGUUAGGACCUCAUUUGCACAAACAUAGCAGAACCCCUGCCUAUAACAGCUUCUUCCUACUUACCUUCUUAGCAAGUGGCCGAACGCAGAGGGAAGGACUGUGGUGAGGUCUUUUCUCAUCUCUGCUAACUGUUCUUCGUGUGUCCGCACACAGUGGGUGAUAUUUACACUUGUUUUCUAGCUUAUUUUGACUCGCAGAAUGUGCUUCCGGGUAUGCGCUUGUCUAGCACCGCAUCGAUCGGCGCAGAAUCAUAUAUCACUGAAACAACACUUUUAUAUCGACCUUACGGUGAGGAAGAUGGAGAUUACUUGGAGUAUGACCGAGGCUUAAGCGUCAUAGUUCCCGAAUGGUUCAGCUAUCAUGGCCGUGUCUUACACUUCCAGGAGGCACAACUCCUUCGACGCGUCGUCGGCGGGAGCAAGCAAUUCACAUCAGGCUGGUCACAAACACGUAAGUUAUGGAAUGUAAAGUAUUAUCCUUGGGUACUGGCGUUCCGACGUUGAGUAUUUUGCGUAUACAUUUAAAUAUCUGUAUCCGAAAUGCCUCCAAAGGUGGUACAAAUUUGGCGACACAAAAUGCCCACUCCCAGGUCCGAAUACAUCAAAUCAUUCGCAAUAAUUGCAUAAUGGCUAAAUGAACCAGCGAAGCUCAUAACGUAUUUGCUGAAUAGCUCGUUGUAUAAAGUGCCUUUGCAUACCUUCACGUCUGCCUCUAACUUCGUACUCGAUCAUCUGAAAUAGGGCAACUUUGGCUUAAUUGGGUGGGCCAUGCUUACUCUAGCUGGUCUGAAAAUGAACAAUCUACUGGUGUAAUUAUUAUCCGAAACUGAACUAUUACUCAUUUCUAGUAACAUUGAAGAGAAAUGUCAGGGCUAACAAAUUAUUCGUUUAUGGUUUUCAAUUUCAAUGCUGGACUCACCUGAAUGAACUAAACGCCUUGCCCAAUAUUAUUCCAUUUUCCAAGGGAAAGACUGCACUUGCAUACAAUGAUGAUCUGCGACUCGUUACAUUGUAAAGGAAUCCUUGUUGAUUUUUCUAUUGAAGCAUCUAGAGAGCGCAAACCCAAAAACCAUCCCUUCUGCCGUUUAGGCAAAAAUUUGCGGGAAACCCAGAAAGUUGACUUGCAGAUUUGCAAUAUAUUCCUCAAAACCACUAUAGGAAACCAAUAUGUCUAAGAUCAUGGGAGUCAACAGAAGUCAGUAGUCCUACGAAAAGCGAAGUCCGAGACGAAGGUCUAACAUGUUUGGGACAGAUGCAAAAAGUGAUAGACCACCAAGCUAGAUCUGCAAAAAACCUUAUUCCAGUAAAAAAUAUCUGAAACUGCGUUAGUGCUUCGAAAGGUCUUGGUCGGUUUACAUAGGUGAUACCUGAGGGGUUUUCUAGUUGAGGUUCCAACAAGAAAAACGCAGAGAGUUGGUCGGAGCUUAUGUCUUAUACAGUGCGUGACCGAUCUCAUGAAAUGUUGACCGAAAUUCUGGAAUGCGUUUUCGAUUAGGAAGAAUCACUUAGAUGGGGUUGUAAUACUGAUUAUCAUGCGAAAUAACCUCAUAGUAUUUCAGAUUCAUCAGGGUGUCGGCUGUUGAAUGCACUUCUUUUUGACCUCUUGCAGAAACCAGACUUGGUUAAAAAUAACUACUUAAGUAGGAGGCAUUUUUCCUAUUGAUUUUGGAUGUAUUUAUAAAUCCAAAUGUAUUUUAUAGAAAACAUGCACAAAAUAUGCUUCCUUUUACUCAUGCGGUAGAAAGUGUAUAUUUAGGUUUUAAAAAAGGUUUCUAAUUCCCGAAUAAUUUUGAGCCCGAUUUGCCAUCGCAUUAGCGUUUAACGACUUAAGUCCACAAGGUGCAUGCUUUCCGCGUAAGGAAGAUCAUAUAUUCCUCUAUGUCUUCAAGAAGAUACCAUAUGGAGUUCAUGAAAUUCUGUGAUGGAUUUUGGCUAUGUUGUACAUUUCAUGAGGAGCUUUGUAAACGAACAUGCGCGACGCUGUAUAUAUGGACACCACACAGUCUUAAAGAUCUCAUAAUUAAAAACUUUUUUAAAACCCGAAUAUGCACUUUCUUUGGGUAUAAAAUAUGACGAAAAUGUGAUUUUCUACUAAAUGAGUAAAAUAAAGCAUAUUUUUGUGCGUGUUUUCUAUAAAAUGCAUUUGAAUUUAUAAGGCCAUCAGAGAUCAGUGUGAAAAAUGCAUGCUACAUAAGUAAUCAUUUUUUACCGAGUGCCUUGCCCUUCAGGAUGUCAAAAAGGAGUGCAUUCAAGAGGCGACAUCCUGUUGAUUCCGAUAUACUAUAGGAUUAUGCUGCAAAAUAAUCAGUAUUACAAUCUCACCUAAGUAAUCCUUCCUACUCCAAAACGCAUUUCAGAAUUUCAGCCAACAUUUCAUGAGAUCGAUCACGCACUGUACAUCUUCUUGUGAAAAUUAGCUAGGUUAGCUACCAACGAUGCAAUAUCCUUCUCACAGCAGGGCGCUAGAAACGCAGCAGUCAGUUAGCUCUUCCAUUAGCAAAGUAUCAACUUCAGAUGAUUUCGUGUCAGCACCAAGCCAUACAUGUGCCUCCUCCAUUUGCGAACCUUUUCAGUGUUCACUUAGGCCGGCGGCACCGGUCGUCGUAGGAGAGGGGGGGGCAGUAGCAGGUGGAGUAGCAAAAGAGGUAUAGUCGAGAGUGAUAAGAGAAUUACAAACCAGUCCUACCAGCCGACACACACGUAACCCAUGCUGACACAUAAGGUGCUCUCUGUAGAAACCUACUGAAACCCGAAAUGCAAUCGUAUUUUCCAAAUUACCCUUUUUGCAACGAAUUGUCCAGACGCAAUUAAAGGCCAUUUGCUGAGACGGGAUGGAUGUAAAGGCGAAAGAAAAUUCCUGGCUACACCGUUAGACGUUCUCCACUUAACCACACAUAGUUAGACUGCGUUUCCUCAAGUGUACCGAAGUGAAGUAGCAAAUGCGAAAGUCUAGCAAAAGAUGUGGACACGGAACUUCGUAUCUGGAACUGAAAAUCCUCGUGUUUUCUCUGUUUCAGCCUGUGGCAAAAAUGAAAACUUUAGAGUAAGCCCUAAUUCCAAGCUCGUCUUCGCUGUUGGAGACUACCUAUUCUGCGAACCAACAACUGACUGUGUGCCACUCAAUCUCAAAUUGUGGAUAUCUGAACCGCGAACAGAGAAGCCCAUUAGUGAAGAAUUCACCGUUGCCGCAACCACGCCGUCACUCCUCCUCCGUCAGGAGAUGGCAGGUUUUUUCAAGGCAGCCUGCACCUACUCCGUGGCUACGACGGCAGCUGGCGCUGAAACAAAGACUAUUUUUCUAGUAACGCCACCCUACGAUCUGCAAGUGCAGGGCGUCGCUGAAGUGAUACAGGCGCCGAGCGCACUGGUCUGCUCCGCCAAAGGAUAUCCCGUCCCGAUGACCCAGUGGAUCCAGCUAGAAGGGCCCUCAAAUCUCCACGUGGACGGUUACGGCCGUCUAAUCGUUCGAUCCUGGGAUAUGGCGGGCAGUUACAGUUACUUGUGCAGGGUAUCCAACUCGGAGGGCCAGUUGCAGACCAGAAUAUCCUUCAACUUGCAGAACGCAUUUUGGUUUCGAAUGGCCAAUACUAACCAAUUCAAUUGGGCUGUUCAAGUGGGAUUGCUGACGUUUGUUCUGUCUACUGCGCUCGCUUUACCCUUCCUCCGGCUGGGAAAUGUAAGGUGGUAUUAG